Dichomitus squalens LYAD-421 SS1 is the source of this 1494-nucleotide messenger RNA. Its product is annotated as O-methyltransferase. The record is from RefSeq and is a predicted model, not a curated record. The coding region runs from base 1 to 1494 and encodes 497 amino acids. Gene Ontology annotation, molecular function: O-methyltransferase activity. NCBI's taxonomy places the organism in Eukaryota, Fungi, Basidiomycota, Agaricomycetes, Polyporales, Polyporaceae. The transcript has 9 exons.
AUGGAGAAAACUUACAAGUCCGCGCCGUCGAAGGUCGACUAUCCGCACCUGGACGACCCCUAUUACUCCACCCAGAAGCACGCGCCCGAUGUCGCCAUGGCCGAAGCACUCACAAUCGAGCCAAGGGUCUUCGCGGCUGCAAACCGCAUAGUGGCUGCGUGCGGACAGCUAACUGCGACUGUCCAUAAACCGUUCUACUCUCUGGUCGAGAGCGUCAACGCGGGCGCCUUCCUCGCGUGUCUGCAGGUUCUGGAAUCUGCGAACGUCGUGGAGAUACUCCGCGAAGCAGGCCCGGACGGCCUGCAUGUCGAGGAGAUCGCGUCGAAGGCUGGCGGAUUGCACCGCAAGACGGAGGAUGGGAGGCCCGAUCCUGUAAGUCUGGACCCGGCAAAGCUGGGCCGUGUUCUACGCCUCUUGGCGACAUACCACUGGCUCCGCGAAGUGAAGCCUGACGUCUUCGCAAACAACCGUCUCUCGUCCUUCCUUGAUACCGGCAAGUCAACUAAGGAGCUUCUUCGGUCCCCCGAGGAGAAGUACGACGGAACCGAUGGUGUUGCUGCGUACCUCGCCACAUCCGGAGACGAAGUAUUCAAGGUGAUGUCCUACCUAUCUGAUUGGCUGGUCGACGACGGAGGCGCAAACUACGCCUCUGCCUUCAACCUCGCGUUCAAGACACCACUGAAGUACUACGAUUGGCUCGAAGAGCCCGGGAACAAAGGCAGGAUGCGCAGGUUCGGGCAUUCAAUGAACGGGACGCGGCAAUGGGAAUUGGCGGAGAAUGUCAUACACGGGUUCGCAUGGGACGAGCUCCCACAGGACGCGGUCGUUGUCGACGUGGGUGGGGGGAUUGGUUCCGUGUCGGUCAUCCUCGCCGAGGCGUAUCCGCACUUACGGUUCGUCGUUGAAGACCGGGCGCCGGUCGUGGCGAUUGCGCCCCAGGCUUGGGGCAGCAGACACGCGGAGCUUUUCCAGGCGGGCCGCGUAUCCUUCCACGGGCAGGACUUCUUCCAGCCCCAGGGCCUGUUUCGCGUCCCGGGCAUCGGCGUCGUCCACGAGCCCACAGUGUACCUCCUGAGGGCCGUCGCGCAUAACUGGCCUGACGAGAAGGUCUGGGAGAUCUUGCUGAAUCUGCGACGGGCGGCGGGCCCGCAAACGAAGCUGCUGAUCGUCGACAACCUGCUUCCCUACGCGUGCGUAGACGACGAGAGCGCGGGUGGGGAGAACGGGCGAUCGGGCGACGCGGACGCGGACCCGUUAGGCACGGUGCGCUCGUUGGUCCCUGAUGGCUCUCCGCUCCUCCCGAACCUGGGUCGCGCGAGCGCGAAUGGCUACAUCCUGGACAUCACGAUGCUGGGGCGGUUCGAUGCGAAGGAGCGGACGUUUCGGGAAAUGGACGUACUCGCUCGGUCUGCGGGUUGGAGGAUCGUGCGCGUGAAGCGGGCGGUAGGUUCCCUGUGGGCGUAUAUAAUUGCGGAACCGCUUGGCGGAGCAUGA